AUCCGGUCAAGCCCUAUAUCUAACCGGACCAGAAUCCAGAUUCUGUAAACCCGAUCCGAUCAGACUCCGAGCUGUCAUGCCCUUUUCCUGCGUUUUCUAGGGUUUUGCGAUCGAGAACGGCAGCCAUGGCGGAGUCCAGAAGAGAACUACUGGAUCAACCUUCGAGACCGUCGAUCCUUGAGACCCUUCUCUUGGGGAACACGGACUCUGCGCCCAAAAUCCCACGGAACAAUGCGCAAGUCGAUGGGAACGAGGAAGGAAGGCCUCUCACAACCGCAGUACCUAAGAGCCAAGUUCUUGGAAAAGUGAGAGAUUUUUUAGGAAUUAUGACCAAAGCUAAUGAAAAAUUGGAGCUCGAUGCACAAAAGAAUUCUCGUGCAGACUAUGAUAUAGAAGUUCUUAGUGGGAAUGAAAAAGAGUACAUUGAGAUGGAUUUGCUUUUGGGUGUUGCUGACCUCCAUAGUGCUGAUGCUGUGGCAGCAGCUGAGGCUACAUUAGGUGGCUUUCGACCAACCAUGAACUCUGUUAGUAGCAGCUCCUCUGACACAGAAGAUGAUCCUGAUGAUGACAAUGAUAGUGGCAUUGAGGACCCAACUACAUGCGACUUGGACAAGCCUAAGAAAUUCAAUUCAGACAAUGAUGAGUCAUUGCAUAAUAAUAAGCCAAAUAAGCGACCAAAGAUUGUUGUCCUCGACUGAAAUAGUUGUUUUUUACAGGCAGCGUUCCAUAGAGAUCACCAGAAUGUGAUGAUCGUCAAAGAGCAGCAGGUUCAGUCAUCACUUAAUGCUCUGCUCAACCAUGAGUUUUUUUUUUUUUUUUUUUGGGGGGGGGGGGGGGGGGGGGGGGGUGUUGGUUGUUGGAAGAAAGAUCAACCAUGAGUUUAAUAUAUGAAUUUUUGGAUGUCCUCUUU
Phoenix dactylifera (date palm) is the source of this 910-nucleotide messenger RNA. RefSeq lists its product as uncharacterized. Gene Ontology annotation, biological process: box C/D snoRNP assembly. NCBI's taxonomy places the organism in Eukaryota, Viridiplantae, Streptophyta, Magnoliopsida, Arecales, Arecaceae. The record is from RefSeq and is a predicted model, not a curated record. Gene Ontology annotation, molecular function: box C/D methylation guide snoRNP complex binding.